GACACUGCAUGCGGCAUUUCACGAUUUCACCUGUACUGUAGUAGACUGUUGUAGAUGUAGACCAGUUUAAUUCUACUGUGUUCAUUGUAAAUUUAAUUUAUAAUAAACUUAUUUAAUUUGUGUUAAACGUGAAUUAUAGUAAUGUCCAUGGAGACUGUACCGAAAGAUUUGCGUGGAUUAAGAGCAUGUUUAGUAUGCUCUUUAAUUAAGACUUUCGAUCAGUUUGAAUUUGAUGGCUGUGAUAACUGUGACGAGUUUCUACGCAUGAAGAAUAACAAGGAUAAUGUUUUUGACUGUACAAGUUCAAACUUUGAUGGAAUGAUUGCUGCAAUGAGUCCAGAGGAUAGUUGGGUAUGCAAAUGGCAAAGAAUAAAUCGUUUCUGCAAAGGAGUUUACGCCAUAUCGGUAUCUGGAAGAUUACCAGCUGGAGUAAUUAGAGAAAUGAAGAGCAGAGGAAUAGCGUAUAGGCCACGCGACACGAGCCAACGUUAAUCAUUAAAACUUUUUUAUUUUCUGUGAUACGUAGAUAACAUAAUAAAUUCUUUUUAUAUUGCAUAAUAACUAGAUAACUAAUUGAAAUGUAAUUAUCAUUAAUUUUCAUGUUUAUCAUAGUUUCAUCGCUCCAUUUUUAUAUAUAUCAUCGUAUGUAUGUCAUUACUGAGAAUUCUCAAUAAGUUUAAUAAAUUAUUAUAAAUAU
Ooceraea biroi (clonal raider ant) is the source of this 697-nucleotide messenger RNA. It is a transcript of the gene spt4, whose product is annotated as Transcription elongation factor subunit spt4. Gene Ontology annotation, cellular component: nucleus; DSIF complex. Gene Ontology annotation, biological process: transcription elongation-coupled chromatin remodeling; regulation of DNA-templated transcription; transcription elongation by RNA polymerase II. Gene Ontology annotation, molecular function: zinc ion binding; RNA polymerase II complex binding. NCBI's taxonomy places the organism in Eukaryota, Metazoa, Arthropoda, Insecta, Hymenoptera, Formicidae. The record is from RefSeq and is a predicted model, not a curated record.